UUAAAAUAAAUUUAUCUGUAGCUCCCAAAGUUUUAAAACGGAUCCUGUUUCGAAUCACAUACUUUAAUAUUACGAGAUUUCCGAUCUACUACGUGUCUUUUUAUUCUCGAGUUAAAAUUUAGUAAACUAUAAAUUUCAACUUAUAUAAAAGACAGAUCACAGAUGUAGUCAAAGUUUUCAACUAUAAAUAUGAAGACACGACUGUUAAUAAGAGUCGCAUAAAACAACUGUGAAAUCUUCACGUGUCUUCUCCUAUGUUUCAUCACAUGUUCUCUCCUUUCUUCGCCUCUCUCACAAAAUUUAAUCCUUUUUCUUUUUGGCAUUCCUAGGCCCCUUUCGUAAUCCAUAUUCCGAAAACAAACCCUUUAAAUUUUGCAUACAUACAUAUCCAUCUACACAACUUUAGCAUGGACAAGAAGAAGAUUGUUGCUGCUCCAUCUUCCUCCUCUUCAUCUUCUUCGUCCUUUGAUCAUAUAUUUGGUCCAAGAGUCUAUUCUUCGCCUUCUUCAUCAACCACUGGAUUGUUCAGUUCCAUCUUCCCACGACCCUCUGAGGGGAUGUUGGGGAGGCAAAUGGACUUUGCAAGUCAAGGUGGACAUGCGAAGUAUCAAUCUCCAAUUGAACGAGGAGAAAGAAGCAACAAAAAGGAUAAAAAGAGUUACCAUAAUGAGGAAACAGAACCACCAUGCAACUUGAGCUCAUCCAUUUACUAUGGAGGCCAAGAGAACUAUUCCUCUACAACGACUACCACCAAAGAUACUUACAAGAAAGAUAGAGAUGAAGGCGAUUCCAAAAGCGCAUCAAGAGGAAACUGGUGGGAAGUGCAUGCAGGGUCGCUUUAUUACUAACAUGCACUGCAUGUGAUGCAAUCCUGAUUUCGAGCAACUGCUAAGGGGAUUAAGAGACAUCAUGGUUUAUCUUAAUAUGAAAUGUAAUAACAAGUAAAAAGCAUAUAGAAACUAUAUAUAACUCUGUUACAAAAAAAACUAUAUAUAACAAAAUUAAAGAGUGUAGUAUAUAUAUUUUAAAAAGAAGAGUGACUUGUUCUCGUCGUGUUGCUUUGUUUUGUUUACGGAAACCACAGCACUAAGACAAGCAUCUUUCUGAUAUAUAUAUAUAUAUAUAUAUAUAAAUGGUUGUAAUAUUUUCUAUAUGAUGUGAUGCUUUAUGAAUAAUUGUAAUAGUACUUUAUGUUUAUAUGGUAAUGAAUAAGCAUAUUUUAUUACCAGUAUAAACAAGCACAUGAUCAAUAUAUUUCUUGAAAAGGUCUGAUAAUCA
Messenger RNA from Brassica napus (rape), 1278 nucleotides. RefSeq lists its product as uncharacterized. NCBI's taxonomy places the organism in Eukaryota, Viridiplantae, Streptophyta, Magnoliopsida, Brassicales, Brassicaceae. The record is from RefSeq and is a predicted model, not a curated record. The transcript has 6 exons. The coding region runs from base 408 to 848 and encodes 146 amino acids.